GUCAGCAGCGUCUUAUCGCUGCAGGUGAGACGCGCCACUGAGGAGCGGCUCAGAUGGUUUCCUGUCGGUCUGAGCAGAACCCCGCACUGAGCUUCCAGCUGCCUGAGAUGUUCUGGUUCUGUUGGACCUUCUCCGCGCUGCUGCUUUGCGGCGCGCGGCGCGUCGCGGCGGAGGAAUGCGGCGCAGCUUUCCGCUCCGGACGCGAAAACUUUGUGCUGGACCUGAAGGACGCGGUGGGGGAUGGGGCGGCUCUGCUGGACACGCGGGCCGUGUCCGUGGAUGAGGACUGCCAGGACCACUGCUGCACCGAUCCACGCUGCAACCUGGCGCUGCUGAAGCCGCGUGACGAGAACGCGACAGAAAACACGCGCACUUGCGUACUGAUUGACUGUGUCCACAAAAACCGCUUCGUCUGUCGGUUUGUGAACCAGGCUGGAUACCAGAGCUACAUCAGAGAGAGCAUGUUCCAGAGAUACCUGCAGGCACCAGGUGAGCAGCCUCCGCCCAUCGCUAACGCAGGCCGCGAUGUUGUUGUCCAGCCUGGAGAGACGGUGACGCUGAACGGCACAGAGAGCGUGGCGCUGGGGAACGCCAAGAUCGCCACCUACCGCUGGAGUUUGCAGAGUGGAGACCGCAGUCUGAAGAUGGAGAACACGGACCUUCUGGACCAGCAGCGGCUCUCCAACCUCCAGCCGGGAUCCUACGUCCUGAAGUUGACCGUCACCGACUCCAACGGCCGGUCAGGCGAAGAUGAGGUCAGCGUCCUGGUCCUCAGCUCGGAGCUGUCCAGCUCGUACUGUCUGGCGCCGGUGAAGGUGGGGCCUUGCCGCGCGGCGUUUCCCCGAUGGCGUUACAAAGUCGAGACGGGCAGCUGUGAGAAGUUCACCUUUGGAGGCUGCAAACCCAACAACAACAACUUCCUGUCAGAGUGGGAGUGUUUGCUGGCCUGCAGAGGAGUCACAGUGUCAUCAGAAAGGAGCGUCACUCUACCCACCACCACGGAGUGCAGCCCGGUGUGCCGCCCUGAUCAGCUGACCUGUGAUGAACGCUGCUGUUUGGACUGGACUCUGGAGUGUGAUGGCGUGAAACAGUGCAGCGACGGCACCGAUGAAAACUCCUGCAGUGAACUGAGUCAGACCUUCAGCCGCCUGCUGAGCAUCAAUGUCAGUGAGAAGCAAGCCCGAUGUGUGGAGCCUCCUCGCACCGGUCCGUGCCGGGCCAGUUUCACCCGCUGGUACUACGACCCUACAGACAGGAAGUGCCAGAGCUUCACGUUCGGAGGCUGCGACGGAAACGACAACAACUUCGAGGAAGAGUCGAAGUGCAGCGAGACCUGCAAAGGAGUGACAGAACAGAACCUGUUUUCCAAGGGAAUGUUUGAACGUUUGGGAACAGAUGAAGAUGUUGGGGAAUCGGGCUCUGUGGCGUUGGCCGUGGUUCUGGCGGUAGCCAUCUUGGCUCUGUUGGCCAUCCUGGGGUACUGCUUUUUUCGUCGGCGCAGAAAUCCCUCUAGCAGGCCCCCUGGACCCCCCCAUGUGGAGCUCUCUCAGGAAGACUCACUCGUCUACAACAGCACCACUAAACCAGCGUGAUGUCAUCACCUGUUUUCACCAUGGCAACCCUGCAGAUGUCUGUCUGAUUUUAUUCUUCUUUGACUUAAACAUUUUUUUUUUCUGGUUUAUGUUUCUGCUAUUUCCCAGUUUAUUUAUAACGUCUCUCAGUCCGGCCUGAGCCGCCUAGCCCGGCCUGGGCGCCCUAGCUCUGUCUAAGCGCCCUAGCUCUGUCUGAGCGCCCUAGCUCUGUCUGAGCGCCCUAGCCCGGCCUGGGCGCCCUAGCCCGGCCUGGGCGCCAUAGCUCUGUCUAAGCAGC
Cyprinodon tularosa is the source of this 1869-nucleotide messenger RNA. Its product is annotated as kunitz-type protease inhibitor 1-like. The transcript has 10 exons. Gene Ontology annotation, molecular function: serine-type endopeptidase inhibitor activity; protein binding. NCBI's taxonomy places the organism in Eukaryota, Metazoa, Chordata, Actinopteri, Cyprinodontiformes, Cyprinodontidae. The record is from RefSeq and is a predicted model, not a curated record. Bases 54 to 1592 code for a protein of 512 amino acids.